AGUGUCGCCCGUUGUAAAACGAGGGUCGAUCCGAAGAACGAUUAAACCUAACCCACCAAAAAGCUUCCAAUGGGGGAUCCUUAGGAUGCAGCAUUCGUUUUCACUUUUUGAUCAUCGUUUUUUCCUUAAUUGUGCACAAAGUAAAUGUUUGUGUUUCAACAAUUCAGUGCGUGUUCUACAAAGUUUUCCUCGCCAGACUUCAGCUCAAGCUAAUUAUGCUGUAUACGUUCCCGAUACCGAAAAAUUAAAUCUACUAAAGUUGUCAGUGAAAACCAGAUUGUACAGGAUUUAAGGUUUAGUGCAGUGUUCGUUUGAUUUUUGUUAAUAAUGUGAAUGAAGUGCUUAUUAAUCAACGCUACCAACCUUUGAUUAGUUUUGUUAGUUUUAACAUCACGCUCUACCAACAAUGGUACUCCCAUUCUGUUGCGCAAAAUACUAGUUCAGUGUUUGGAUUACUUGAUGUUGCAGAAAUAAUAUAUUGUCCGUCAUGUGUUAUAAAUUAUGCAUCAAAGUGGCGCUCGUACUUAAUUAGCUUUAUACGCAAAUGGUAUUAGCGGAUCGUGUGGCCCAUAAGACUCUAUUGCUGAUCUUCAUGGUGAAGGAGCAGUAAAACUCAUAUGAUUGAAUUAAGUACAAAAUAGCAGCCAAUACGGCUGGGGGAAUUGUAAACAACAAAAUAUACAGAUUUCCAAUAAUUUUGCAAGCUGCCAAUCUCGUCUCCUAUCUGCUCAAUAAACGCCACAAAACGAAACGUUCCGCGAAUAAACGGCGUCGGAGUGUCCGUGGACAAACCCGAACGCCGUGUCUUGUUUCAAUAUUACCGAUGUCCACUAAUGAGCCGGACUCGGCAGGAACAUCUUCACAUGGACUAAGACGUCGUACAACGCAAGGUCUACUAAAGCACGUGGAAGCAGCAGCUACAUCUACAGCCUCUGCAUCGGAAGCAGAAGCCGCGGUAGCCGCUUUGGCUUCGAUGAUGGAACCACCAGCCAGCAUUAUUAUGAAAGCUGCUGCAGCAGCGGCGGCGGCAGCUGCUAAGGCUGCCGCCGGAUCUGUUACCACUAAAGAGGAACCGGAUUGUGGGGAGAUAAACGAUCGUGUCGCUUCUUCAGUUGAUUCUAGUAUGGACAGUAGCGCGCUAGCAAAUUGCCUUUCGAGCACAAUCUCAUCCUUACGUAGUUCUGGGAAUUGUAGCACUGGAAAUGGUGGUAGAGGCGGUAACAUUAGUGGAGGAGACGACAACUUAUCAGAUAAUUCAGAAUCCACAUCUGGAGCAACGACUACGACGUCGAGUACCGCAGCAGCUCAAUUAUUGGAAAAUCUCAAACAUAAUCUGAACCAUCAUAACCACAACAAUAACAACUCAAGCGUGAUCAACAACAAUAAUCCACUUCACAUCAACAACAAUAACAACAACAAUGGCAACCGUAAGCUUUUUGAAUGUGAUGUCUGUAAUAUGAAGUUCUCCAAUGGAGCAAACAUGCGCCGGCAUAAGAUGCGCCAUACUGGUGUAAAACCGUAUGAAUGCCGAGUAUGCCAAAAACGAUUCUUCCGUAAGGAUCAUUUGGCGGAACACUUCACGACGCACACGAAAACCCUACCGUACCAUUGUCCAAUUUGUAAUCGAGGGUUUCAACGGCAGAUUGCAAUGCGUGCACAUUUCCAAAACGAACACGUUGGUCAGCACGACCUCGUCAAGACCUGUCCCCUAUGUAGCUAUCGGGCAGGUACGAUGAAAUCACUGAGAGUGCAUUUCUUCAAUCGGCACGGUAUCGAUUUAGAUAAUCCGGGACCUGGAACGCCGUCGUCAUUGCUACUUGCCCUUGAUCAACAUAACCCAGCAAACUUGUUGCCGGCGGCCCUGGCAGCUAUGAACGCGGUCAAUGCCUCGUUUAGCGAUGGAAGUGCAGCAGCCGCGGCAGCUGCAGCAGCAGCUGAUUCUAUGCAGCGAUCAAUAGACAACGGCACACCGCCAAUGCACUUUCUAACCCCGCAUGUCGAAAUCUCGAUGGACAAUGCGGAUGAUGACAACAGCUUACCACUUAACUGUAGUCGUGACGGCCCCACCGGUACUGGAAAUUCCGCCGGAAAUCAACAGGAAUCACACCAAGGGAAUAGAUCGCACAACGGAACUCCUAUGCUGCAUUCAAACGGGCCUAGCCCUGGUGGCAACAAUGAUCGCCACACACCGACAACAUCAUCGACAUCUGCAACGAUCUCUUCUGCGCUGGACAUUCAUGCAAUUGUGCGGCCAUCUAAUGGUGGAACACCAAAUGUAGCGUCAACUGGAUCCCCGGUUGGUUCGCCUCAUUCGGCAGAUUCAAACGCUCCUUCCAGUUCCCAAUCUUCAUCGUCGUCGACGACUAAUACGAUGCUUCCGACAUUAGUACAAAGCUCAAGGCAUAUUAUUUUUGAUAACCCUAUUACACCAUCGAUUAGCUUAAUACCUAUAAAGCAGGAACCAACAACGAACGAUGAGUACAACGAUAUUAAACCAAGAAGCAGUAGUAGCGCCGAACCACCCUCUUCGAAUAUCAGUCAUUCAUCGGAAUGUGUAACUCCUUCGUCUAGUUUGACAUCAUUAAUCAAGGUAUCACCAUUGAAGUCAUUAUUGCGAGAAGACCUAAAGCGAAGAAUCUCGGCACGUGCCACAACUCGUGCAACCAGGAACGGAAUACUGGCCAGUAGUUCACCCAUUCCGACUAGUAGUCCCAUUCCAAAUAGUUCAAAUACUGUUACUCCUGGAGCUACUCAGGAUAGUGGCAAUGGAAGCAACAGCUCGAGCAGCUCAAGUAGCAGCUCCAGCAGUAGCUCUAGUAGCAGCAGCAGUAUAGCCGCUAUUGCUGCCGCAACUACCUCAAAUGGCACCAUCACCUCCACCGGACAGGAAACUGACCUGCUACUAUCCCUGACCACCAAAUCGACACGAAACUUACAGUGUAUCUUUUGUGGCAUCGAGUUUCCAGAUCAAACACUUUAUUUUCUGCACAAAGGAUGUCACAGUGAAAGCAACCCAUGGAAGUGCAAUAUUUGUGGAGAGCAAAUGAACAAUGUGUACGACUUCAACUCACACUUACUCAGUAAAAGUCAUCAAUGAUGUUAAGCGAGGGAAAGAGAAACAGUUUACUGGUGAUGUUUCUCUUUUUCUGAUCGCUUACUUAUCAUUGAACUAUCGUUAAUCUCACGAAUCGCCGUAAAGUGUCGAGGGCUACCUUGAUUAAGAAACCUGGAUAACGGCUUCCCUUCCAAGAUCGCCUUGAAACGGUCGGAAAUGCAUCACUAGGAUCUACUACCAUUGUACAAGAAUCGUCCAGCGUACCUUUGUUUGUUGUACCAUUAGUAGUGCCGUACUACACAUAUUACGGCUGUGUGGCUGCGUUCUGUAGUCCACACUUCUUCAGGUUUCAGAAUGAUACAAGCAAUGGGUAAACGAACCAAUAGUAAAACGAACACGUGCCUACGACACAUAGCGAUGGCAACAAGCAUUGUUACCGUUAUUCUAGUAGGUAAAAUUUGGCAGAUUUACAGUCCGUCCAGUAGCCUUUAAAGGAAAUAGCAAAAUUGAAAGCAAAUAGGGAAAUUGAUGUGUAAUUUGAACAUCCUGUACGGUGUAAUGAGAGGAUAGAUAUUGAAAUCAGAAUGGAUAGUAGACCAUACAUGAAAUGCAUG
This is a messenger RNA of Anopheles merus, 3669 nucleotides long. RefSeq names its product serine-rich adhesin for platelets-like. The transcript has 5 exons. Bases 824 to 3097 code for a protein of 757 amino acids. Gene Ontology annotation, biological process: regulation of transcription by RNA polymerase II. The record is from RefSeq and is a predicted model, not a curated record. Gene Ontology annotation, molecular function: RNA polymerase II cis-regulatory region sequence-specific DNA binding; DNA-binding transcription factor activity. NCBI's taxonomy places the organism in Eukaryota, Metazoa, Arthropoda, Insecta, Diptera, Culicidae.